AUCCACAUGCCUGAAGCAGCAGAGCGUUGAUCUGCUCCCUCGCUUCUCUACUCCUGGAGAUUGCCUAAAUAGUUGCACACCCUACUGUGCACUGCAGGCUUUUAUCUCAUUCCGGCUGUUAUCUCCCCACCUGCAACCAAAAUCCCGUUUAUGACUUCCAACUGGAUCAUACACUGACCUAUUUUAAAUUUCAGCAUGUUGGGGAUUUUGUUUUUUGCUACAUUGAUUCAAUCAAUAUCAACACAAGACACUGAUGAGACCAUUACAUACACGCAAUGCACUGACGGUUAUGAGUGGGACCCGCUGAGACAGCAAUGCAAAGAUAUUGAUGAAUGUGGAAUAAUGCAAGAACCCUGCAAAGGAGGGAUGAAAUGUGUGAACCAUUAUGGCGGAUACUUAUGUCUCCCAAGAUCAGCACAAAUAUUGGUAAAUAAUGGGCAAGAAGAUACCGUAGUCUCACAGCCAUCUCUAACACAACAUACCAACAGCCAAAACUCUUAUGUAGACAGACCCAUUAACCCUCCAGAUGUACAAAGAAAUGUACCUAGCUCGGGACAGCUGUUGCAGUGUACUGCAGGCUAUGAACUAAAUGCACAAAAUUUGUGCCAAGAUAUAGAUGAGUGUCUCACUGGAACACACAAUUGCAGACAAGAUCAAGUGUGCGUCAAUGUGAGAGGAUCAUUUAGUUGUUCGUGUCCCAGAGGAUAUCAGAGACGUGGGGAACAAUGCAUCGACAUAGAUGAAUGUUCAGUGACUCCAUUUUGUCAGCAUCAGUGUGUCAAUACACUGGGUUCAUAUUACUGUCAAUGCAGUUCUGGCUUUCAGCUUUCACCCAAUAACUACAGCUGCAUAGAUAUUGACGAAUGUAAUACAAGCAGUCCUUGUGCACAAGAAUGCUACAAUAUGAUUGGGUCUUAUAUGUGUCAGUGCAAUCCAGGGUAUGAAAUGAGCAGGGACAGAAUCAAUUGUGAAGAUAUUGAUGAAUGCAGAACAUCCAACUAUUUGUGCCAAUACCAAUGUGUUAAUGAACCAGGAAGAUUCUCCUGUGUGUGCCCAGAAGGCUAUCAACUUGUUGGAACUCGAUCAUGUCAAGACAUAAAUGAAUGUGAAAGCAACACUCAUGAUUGUGGAGAUGAAGCCAUGUGUUGGAAUUAUUAUGGUGGAUUCCGAUGUUACCCAGCAAACCCUUGCCAGGACCCCUACGUUCGUAUGUCAGAUAAUCGCUGUGUCUGCCCUUCUACGAAUCCACUGUGUCGUGAGCAACCAUACAGCAUUGUCUACAAAUAUAUGAGCAUCCGAGCCAAUCGAGCUGUGCCUUCUGAUAUCUUCCAAAUUCAGGCUACUUUGAUCUACUCUAAUACAAUAAACACAUUUAGGAUUAAAUCUGGCAAUGAAAAUGGAGACUUUUACUUACGGCAUACAAGUGGAGUAAGUGCAAUGCUUGUCCUGAUAAAACCAUUAACUGGACCAAGAGAAUACAUUGUUGACCUGGAAAUGGUGACUGUGAGCAACUUAAUGAACUACCGUUCAAGUUCCAUUUUACGACUAACAAUAAUCGUUGGGCCAUAUGCAUUUUAGUGCCUUGGCCAAAUAUUCAACACUGGAAGUAAAAUAAUAUACUCUACAGUACAUCACUCUCUAUUUAUAGAUGAUUUUAUUUGAAUCACAAUCUAUGCAUAGUCCAUGCACUCCUUCUUGUAAUUACAUUACAAAUACAUACUAUUGCUUUGCCUCUUGUCAAAAUCUGCCUGUGGGCUAUCAUCUAUGGAGACACCCAAUUCAUUUAUAGAACCAAUAUUCUCAAGAAUGCAACCUUUCAGUUCAGCAAAAACUAGUGCAAUUAAUCCACAGUACAUCGGCAUAGUGGUUAGUAUUGCAGCCUUAAAGCACUGAGGUCAUAGGUUAGAUUACAACAAGAGCCCUGUCUGCGAGGAGUUUGUACAUCCUCCAUGUGUUUCUUUCAUUGUUCCAUUUCCUUCCACAGUCCAAAACCAGUCUGUUAGGUUAAGUGGCUUCUGACAAAAUUGGCUCCUCUUUUAACCAAUCAGAUUCUAAAUACCAUUUAUUCUAUUGCAUUCUACAAAAUUAUAACUAGAAUCAGAUUGGUUGCUAUGGGCCACACCUCCUCUUUAGAAGGUUUGAUAUAUUCUCCCCGUCAACUGUAGACUUCAAUCAGGCAGAGACUGAUACAAAUAAUGACAUAACACAGCAACUGCCUACGUCAUCCUCUGCAAUAAUGUACAAUAACGUAAAGUGCCUAUUUCAGAAAUGAAGUCUCAAUGGCACAACUUGCCGCCUCUACCUUAUAUAUUUGAUUGGUACAUAUUAAAUAAUUUCUAUUUUUAGUGACAUAUAAAAUAGUUUAAAAUACCAUAACAAACAUUAUUUUGUUUAUCUCAUGUAAAUAUCUUGCCAGUAAUUAUAUGUUCAAAGUAUUUGUUUCCUGAAAUUGUAUUUGCUUGCAUUUGCCUUUUUUGCAUAAUCUAUAUUUGCAACAUUUUCAAUGAUAUUGUCAGGGCAUAAAGUGGUCCUGGAGAGGUGGUGGAACUCAUUUACCCAGCCUCCUCCAACCCCCAAUCACCCCCCCUCCCCCUCACAUUAAGCGGAGCCAGGGCCAGUGCUAGUGUUUUCGGCACCCCCCUGCACACAAUAGAUUAGUCCCCUGUUUCCAAUACUUUGUAAAGGGACAUUGAUCUCACAAAGAAGCAGCGUGGUCACACAAUAGUACCCUCAAUUCAAUUUGCGCAACACAGUAGCAUGAUCGUAUUCACAUUACACCGCAUAGUAAUUCCUCGUAUUUAGGUUACAUCACUCAGUAGUGCCCUUCCUGCACAUUACACUACACAAUGGUACCCUCUAUACAUGUUAUGCCACACAGUAGUGCCCCUUAUAUACAAUUCCCACAGUAGUAGUGCCACUUACACAUAGUGGCAGAAAAGGAAGCCACUGGGCCCUGAGGAGGGGAUGACUACUAUCCAACAGACACAGCGUGUGUGAGCACCAGGAGGGGUUCUUUAAAUGGAGGAGGACCAUGGAGCCACCAGGACCUGAGGAAGGGGGAGGUGGCUGCAGCUCAUCAGUAACACCAGUGGUGCCUGCAUCAUCUACUGAUGUAGGUGAUGGGGCAGGAUUUUCUGUUGGAAUUACCAUGCAAGGAAAUGGAGGUGGUGGAACUAGUUCCCCCUACCAAUACAGGUGGUGGAACUCAGUUCCACCUCGUUCCGCCCCCGCAUCCCCUCACCCCCCUCCCCACUUUAACCCCUGGAUAUUGUAUACAGAAACUGAAUGAGUUUGGCUAGUAAACCCACCGAAUUGUCAGGUACGAGUUUUUUGCAGAACAUAACCCUUUUUUCAUAUACUACAUGUUAAAAUUACAUUCAAUUGAAAUUAACAAUCUGAUUAUGAAAAGUGCACAGUUCUGAUAUAGUUAUUAUGUUGUCAUUACGUGUCUCUGUAUUAUAUUAAAAGUUGCCUUGUUUUAA
This is a messenger RNA of Pseudophryne corroboree (corroboree frog), 3482 nucleotides long. It is a transcript of the gene EFEMP1, whose product is annotated as EGF containing fibulin extracellular matrix protein 1. Lineage: Eukaryota; Metazoa; Chordata; Amphibia; Anura; Myobatrachidae. The record is from RefSeq and is a predicted model, not a curated record. Bases 196 to 1578 code for a protein of 460 amino acids. Gene Ontology annotation, molecular function: calcium ion binding. The transcript is spliced from 11 exons.